AUGGAUUAUGAAAGUGAAAGCGAACAACUUAGAUAAGUGAUCCUUUGUAAAAAGGAAAGAUUUAGAGUAGAGAUUAGAAAAAGUAAAAACAAGGAGGAAUUUGCAAUGAAGCGUAUCAAAUUAAUGCAAGAAAAAAAGAUAAACAUGGCUGAAGAUUAGUUUAAGUAUUAGCAGAACAUCAAAGAAAAUAGUUUGAUUAAUGGAAAUACUUUACAUACUCUAAAAGGAUAAAUUAACUUAUAAGAAUCAUUUUUCGAUCAAUUAGAUGAAAAUUUACAUAAAUAAAAUUGUAAUGUGUAGCAAGUGCAAGAAUUAAAUAGCAUGAAAAUUUAGAAUUUUAAAUAAGACUAUUCUAAAAUUGCAGAACAUAAUAUUGCUGAUGCUCUAAAGGAGUUUAAAAAUUAAUAUAGAAAUGGCAAUAGAAAAAUUUUGUUUGAAAUUCUAUGCUCAAUAAGAAAAAAAUUAACAAUUGCUACUAGUGAGCUUGAACAACAACAAGAAAUAAUUAAUUUGAAUUAUAAACUAAAUAAAUAAAAUGCUAAAAACAUAAAUUAUUAAGAAACUAUGCCUUUCUAUGAGAAUUUUAAGCAUCCUGUUUUCUAAACAAUUUUAGAUGAUAAAUAAUUCCUUGUUAUUCUUCUUGAAAUUCUAUAAAUAGUUGAUUAUGCUUAAUUAAAGGAUAUUUAAAAUGAAUCUUUAUGGAUUCUAAUUAAUUUAUGCGCCGGCAAAAAUAGAGAGUGCUGGCAUAUAUUAAAUUUAGGCAUUUUGGAUACAUUUAAGCACUUGAUGGAAAAUUGUGAAGACUUAGAUAUCCUUGAAAAUGUAUGCUGGUGUUUAGGAAAUUUAGCUGCAGAUGAUGCAGAGUGUCGAGAAAAGCUAUUUGAAGACUCAUAACUCAUCCUAACAGUUAUUUAAGGCUUUUACGAAAAAUUUAUAUUAAAAAUGUAUGGUCGCUACUAAGAAAAUAAUAAUUUUGUAUCUUCUUAAUCAUAAAAUAAAAUAGAUUAAUCAAUAAAUUCAACUAAAAGUUAUUUACCACAAAAUUAAAAUUAGAGCAGAUAUAGCAUUGUGAGUGAGCUUACCUUUUUUUUAACUAACCUCAUUAAAAAGCACCCUAUGCCAAGGAUAGAUCCCUUAAGAAAAAUUCUUUAAAUCUUGAAGGAAUUAUUUUUUGUAGAUAUUCCUCAAGUAAGAAUUUAAAUCAUUAAAAGUUUUUGGGUUCUCUUAACAAAAAGCGAGGCUUAUUUAAAUGAAGUCUUAAAAUUAGAUAUAAUUCAUCAUAUCAUGCCAUUUUUAGUGGGUUCAAAUAUAUAGCUAAUCAAAGAAUCUCUAGAUUUUUUCAAAGUAAUAGUAUAAAACUGCGAUGAAUUCACUCGCAAAAUAUUUGUAGAGACUAAAUUUCAAGGCUAUCUUGAAAAAGUGAUAAGCAACUAAAACAGAGAAGUUAAGCUCAAAGGAUUAGGACUAUUAUAAAAAAUAAUUGAAUGUAGUGAAGGACUAAAUAUACAAGCAGAAAUAAUUCACUAAGAAAGGCUAGUUUACAAACUAUUAAAUUUGCUUGUAAUGGAAGAAUUUUAAAUUAAGAUAUCUAUUUUAAGUAUUCUGAAAGAAUUAUUAUAAUCUGACAUGGGAAUAAAAAAAUUAAUUUAACUUGAAUAUAUACAAAUACUAAUAAGGCUUGGAAGGUGUGGAAAUCCUUACAUUGAAAAACUAGUAAUUCAAUCAUUAGACUUAAUAUUUGACUACAGUAUUCAAGUUCACGAUAAUUAAAUUUAAAGCAGUAACUGUUCUUCUGAAAAUAAUAUUAUGCAGAUAUUUUUCUCCUUAGAAGGUGAGUAAUUGUUAGAAUAGUUAUAAAGGAGUAAAUCAGAAGAAGUAUACAAAUAAUGCGUCUAAUUAAUUUAAAAGCACUUUGAAUGA
Messenger RNA from Tetrahymena thermophila SB210, 1920 nucleotides. RefSeq names its product armadillo/beta-catenin-like repeat protein. Gene Ontology annotation, biological process: NLS-bearing protein import into nucleus. Gene Ontology annotation, cellular component: nucleus. NCBI's taxonomy places the organism in Eukaryota, Ciliophora, Oligohymenophorea, Hymenostomatida, Tetrahymenidae. Gene Ontology annotation, molecular function: nuclear import signal receptor activity; protein binding. The record is from RefSeq and is a predicted model, not a curated record. The transcript has a single exon.